Penicillium brevicompactum is the source of this 2103-nucleotide messenger RNA. RefSeq names its product Kelch motif domain protein. The record is from RefSeq and is a predicted model, not a curated record. NCBI's taxonomy places the organism in Eukaryota, Fungi, Ascomycota, Eurotiomycetes, Eurotiales, Aspergillaceae. Gene Ontology annotation, molecular function: protein binding. The coding region runs from base 1 to 2103 and encodes 700 amino acids. The transcript has 3 exons.
AUGCAGGACGCCUACUUGAUGCCAGCCUGUCCGGCUCGAGGUCGCCGGACCAGCGCGGACUAUCGUCCCAGUAUCAAGAAAGCUCAGGGUCAUGUCCCCGCCUGCUUGGUCAAUGCCUCGGUGACGUACUGCAAUAAUGACCGCAUCUACGCCUUUGGAGGAUUCGACCAGUACACCGACGAAGUCUACAACCACGUGCUCAAGCUAGACCUGGAGACGCUGCAGUGGGAACUCGUCGAUAACUACGGCGAUAUCCCUGGAGUGCGCAUGGGACAUACCGCGACCCUUUACCAAGGUGAUAAACUGAUUGUCUUUGGGGGAGAAAAUGAGCAUCGCGACUACUUAUCCGACGUCGUCAUCCUUGACCUCAACACCUUUACCUGGACCCUUCCUGAGAUCCGUGGUUCGAUCCCCCGUGGCCGAGCGCGACAUGCCGCAGUGAUCCACGAGGACAAGCUCUUCAUCGUAGGUGGGGUGACGGGAGAGAACAACCUUAUCUUGGACGACUUGACAUAUCUGGAUCUACAAACCUGGACCUGGUCCCGGACAUGGAGUUUCACCGCACGAUUCGAUCACACAGCUUGGGUCUGGGGCACCCGCCUUUGGAUCUUCGGUGGCCUAGGCCCGAACAUGGAACGAACAACUGAUAUCUGGUGGCUCGACCUCAAAGGAUCCCCAUCGCUCGCCGGCAACAUCACUCCACAAGGUAGUGUCGACUCCCUGGAUGUCAAUCUAUCCUCCACUCAUCUCCCAGACUCUGUAUCUAGUAGCCCCCAUCCAAUGUCCCCCCGAUCCGGGAUUUAUGCUGCAAACUCGGGAAGUGUGCAGGUGCGCAACCUCAACCGACGCAAGCAGCUUGCGCCUGGUGCCAUCUCAUGCCUCCGCUUCAGCUCUGGUCCCCAUGUCCCAUCCCUUUUCUCCGGUACACAUUUCCACUCAUUUGCAUCCGGUGUCCUCUUGGACCUCAUCACACCCUCCGAGACCGUAAGGUCGCAUGACUGUAAUUUAUCAGCUCUUGAACUCAACUCACUGCGAUGGCAAAGGCUCGCCGAUGGCCAAGAGAUCUUCCGGCCCGGUUAUCGAUGGCAUUACUGCACAGUCAACGACACGGGGACCAAAGCGUGGCUAUUGGGAUGUAGUCUCGAUGUCGCCAACGUACCCGGUGGCAGUGACGACAAUCACAUGAGCGAAAUCCUUACCAUCGAUCUCGAAAAGUAUGGCUUACUGGGUAACGGCCUGUCGGCUGAAUCCCCCGAACAGGACUCCUCUUGGCCCUUCGAUCAAACAGGUCCUUCCCAGACAACUGGACUUGGCUCUGAUCUGGCGGCGGCUUUCGACCAACAUCCUCAAUCAGGCAGCGGUACAGACUUUGUAAUUACCGCCAUCCGCGACGACCACGAAGGCUCGGUUCUGGAAGAUGCGGGCGACAUGCCGGAUGUCUCUCCAUCUGAGACCCAACCAACCUUUGUGGAGCCAAAUGUCUGGACCUCGGAACCCAUCCAUGUCCACCGAAUUAUUCUGCAACUACGGUGGCCACACUUUAAACGCUUGUACUCUGCCCAAAUGGCCGAGUACCACACCAAGCGGAUGCACAUUCCUGAACCCCAUUCUGUCGUACGCGCAUUUCUCUACUAUCUGUACACAGAUAGUAUAUCCGGCCACCCAGAGUUCCCAACGAACGCCGUCGAUGUUGCAGGUAUGCUCGUGAUGGCUAACCUUUAUGACAUGCCCAAGUUGCGGCUGCUAUGUGUCAACCGACUGAGCCGAGAGCUCGACGUAGACAACGCAGCCAUCAUAUGGGAGCGUGCGGGCCGAACCAAUGAGCACUGGCUCAUGCGUCGAGCCGCACAGUACUGCCUGACGUACUGGGGUCGCGUGGUUCGUUCAGACGGUUUCAAGUCACUGAGCCACCAAAGUCUGAUUCAGCUCUGCGAAGUGGUGGACACGGAAGGUCGCAUCAUUGCAGGGCCUGAGUUAGAAAUGGUCACUAUGGGGUCUGAUGGCCUCGGGGACCGAGAGAAAGGAUCUCGACUACGUCUAGGCUCGACUGCGGACGAGUUGUCUGAGUUGGAUGCCGACGACGAAGGCAUGGAACUGUCAUGA